Messenger RNA from Cannabis sativa, 1370 nucleotides. RefSeq lists its product as uncharacterized. Gene Ontology annotation, cellular component: membrane. The transcript has 9 exons. The record is from RefSeq and is a predicted model, not a curated record. Bases 388 to 1215 code for a protein of 275 amino acids. Lineage: Eukaryota; Viridiplantae; Streptophyta; Magnoliopsida; Rosales; Cannabaceae.
AGGGAGAUCAUUAGCCCGUGUAAAUCACGCGUUCACAACCUUUGAAGAAACGAAAAAAAAAAAAAAAAGACAGAACAGAACACGAGAUAUAGGACACUUUCCUUACUUCCUUCAAUUUCAUUAAUCAAACCAAAUUAAACUUGUAUUAGUAUUAUCCUAAUCUCACAUCCCAUUUCCCCAUUUCUCAAUAUCCACUUUCCUCCGCGGUUUCCUACAAUUUGUUUGCUUCUUCUCAUUUGAAUGAUUGGUUUAUCAUCAUCAUAGUUCAAACGACACACAAAUCUGGCUACCCCUGAGGGUUUGAGGCCUCGCUUGUCCUUCAAGCAAGCUCAAAUUGAAUAUCACGACGAAGACGACAACUGCAGGCCUUGGCGUUGCAGGUUUUCCAUGGCUUUCACUUGGGCUUCCGCUCUCAGGAUCACCGUCCUCCUCCUCCUCUCCGCCGCUGUUGUUUUCGCUUUUUUGACUUUACCUGUUGAAAAGUAUUUAAAGGACUUCUUAGUUUGGGUCGAGCAAGAUCUUGGGGCCUGGGGCCCUCUUGUGCUGGCUGUGGCAUACAUUCCUUUGACCAUCUUGGCUGUUCCAGCUUCAGUACUUACUCUAGGUGGUGGUUAUCUUUUCGGGCUGCCCGUGGGAUUUUUGGCUGAUUCUAUUGGUGCUACUCUAGGUGCAGGGGCAGCAUUUUUUCUGGGAAGAACUAUUGGUAAAUCAUAUGUUGUCUCCAAGCUGAAGGACUAUCCUCAAUUUAGUUCAGUGGCAAUUGCUAUCCGGAGAUCUGGAUUUAAGAUUGUUUUGUUGCUUCGGCUUGUACCUUUACUACCAUUCAACAUGUUAAACUACCUCUUAUCUGUGACUCCUGUUCCAAUUGGAGAAUAUAUGCUGGCCUCAUGGUUAGGAAUGAUGCCAAUUACACUUGCUCUAGUAUAUGUUGGAACCACUCUUAAGGAUCUUUCUGAUGUGACACAUGGGUGGAGUGAGUUUUCAAAGACUCGUUGGGCAGUCAUCUUUUUGGGAUUUGUGGUAUCUGUGGUUCUGAUGAUCUGUGUGACAAGAGUAGCUAAAGCUGCACUGGAUAAAGCCUUGGCUGAAAAUGAGGACAUUGACAGCAUUUUAGAGUCACCUGAAGACUUGCCCAUUUCAGCUGAACCUAAUACUGAUCUCAAUCAGCCUCUCUUGAUAAAGAUAGAUCACUCUGAAGAAAAACUUGGGAAUUGAAUAUAUAUUAUUUACUAUUCUGUAAAUACUUGCCUGCCUUUAUUUAGAGGGCCAUGAUUAACAUAUACUUCAUUUUGUGAAUCUUAUUAAUAUUGUACAGAUCUUAAUGUUUAGAAUUAUAGUUUUGAAUGAUAUUAAUUAGUUUUACAGUUAAA